Messenger RNA from Fraxinus pennsylvanica, 1893 nucleotides. The record is from the annotation of a GenBank genome assembly. NCBI's taxonomy places the organism in Eukaryota, Viridiplantae, Streptophyta, Magnoliopsida, Lamiales, Oleaceae.
AUGGCGUCGUCUUCUCUAUCUUCUCUCUCUUCCGUAUGGAACCAACCCCAGUGCGCCCUCCGCAUAAACCUCCCUAAAGGAUAUUCAGUAAUCUCAUUCAGAUUUCUCUCCUCCAAGCCGCCUCAUUAUUCGCCAAUUGCAGCAUCUCUUAACUUCCGCCGCCACCGCCGUGCACUCUGGCGGAGCACCGCUUCAGUAUUCUCAGGACGUUUUUCUCAGUCUCAAUCCCAUUCUUCGAUUUCUAAGGUUUCUGAAACUCCAAGUUUACAUCGUUUCAUGCCCAAAGCUACUGCUACCAUUUCCGAUGCCUGCGUCUCCGACGUCCAGUCAGACCCUGUGUCUGUUCCUGAAGCUCCCUCAAGAGGCCGUAUAUAUCAUGAAACUUAUGGAUGCCAAAUGAAUGUUAAUGAUAUGGAGAUUGUCUUAUCUAUCAUGAAGAAAUCUGGAUAUAGCGAAGUUGUGGACGUCCCUGAAAGUGCAGAAAUCAUAUUUAUAAAUACUUGUGCAAUCAGGGACAAUGCAGAACAAAAAGUUUGGCAGAGACUUAAUUAUUUUUGGUUUCUAAAAAGGCAAUGGAAGAGUAAUGUUGCUAUUGGAAGGUCACAAUCCCUGCACCCUCCAAAAGUUGUUGUCCUGGGGUGUAUGGCUGAGAGGCUAAAGGAUAAAAUAUUAGAUGCAGAUAAGAUGGUUGAUGUUGUUUGUGGGCCCGAUGCCUACAGGGACUUGCCGCGACUUUUAGAAGAGGUAGACUCUGGCCAGAAAGGAAUCAACACUCUUCUUUCGCUUGAAGAAACUUAUGCUGAUAUCAAUCCAGUGCGUAUCUCUAAAAAUUUGAUAAGUGCAUUUGUAUCGGUAAUGAGGGGUUGCAAUAAUAUGUGCUCAUUUUGUAUUGUUCCUUUCACUAGAGGCAGAGAGCGUUCACGUCCCGUAGAAUCAAUUGUUAGAGAGGUGGCAGAGCUUUGGAAGGAAGGAGUGAAAGAGGUAACUCUUCUUGGGCAAAAUGUGAAUAGUUAUAAUGAUACAUCUGGGCUUGAAGAGGUUGAACCUGGAGUCAACUGGAAAUAUAGUGAAGGAUUUUCCAGCUUAGGCAAAGUGAAAAAAAUGGGUUUGCGCUUUGCAGAUCUACUUGACAGACUUGCCUCAGAAUUUCCAGAAAUGCGAUUCAGAUAUACCUCCCCACACCCUAAAGAUUUUCCAGAUGCAUUACUGUAUGUCAUGAGAGACAGAUAUAAUAUCUGCAAAAGCAUCCAUUUGCCUGCACAAUCAGGCAGCAGUACAGUACUCGAAAGGAUGAGGAGAGGAUACACCCGAGAAGCAUAUUUAGAUCUCGUGAAGAAGAUACGUGGUAUAAUUCCUGAUAUGGGCAUAAGCAGUGAUUUCAUAUGUGGUUUCUGCGGAGAAACAGAGGAGGAUCACAAUGAUACGCUGAGUCUCAUUAAGGGUGUAGGCUAUGAUAUGGCAUACAUGUUUGCUUACAGCAUGAGGGAGAAAACCCAUGCCCAUAGAAAUUAUGUUGAUGAUGUUCCUGAUGGCAUAAAACAAAGGAGGUUAGCGGAACUUAUUGAAGCUUUUCGGGAGAGUACAGGUCAGUUCUAUGACUCCAAAAUUGGCACUGUGCAACUUGUAUUAGUUGAGGGGCCCAACAAGAGAGCACCCAACACAGAGCUCAUUGGCAAGAGUGACAGAGGCCAUCGGGUAUCAUUCCCUAAUCUGCCAGUCCCAGAUAGGGUCAACAAUGAUGGGAAGCGGAAUCCAAAGGUUGGCGAUUAUGUGGAAGUUCACAUAUCCAAAUCCACUAGAGCGACUCUCUUUGGAGAACCACUAGCCGUUACUAAAUUGAGCUCAUUUUACAACAACAUGAAUGAAGAUGUUGCCUAUGCUAGCAAAACUUAA